UGUAUCGAUAUCUUUUUUGGGGUCGGACGCGGGACACCCACGCGGUCAUCGUCUAUUUAUUCCCCAUCUCGUCGUCUUUUUCCACCCUAUUUCUUCUCGAACCCUAGACUUUUUGCAACGCGCUCUCUGUUCACAAAUUCCCUUCGUCGAUCAUCUCUUUCGAGUAAUUUCCUUCAUCGAGAGAGGAGAGCGAAGAGAGAAUGACUCGCGGCAACCAGAGGGAUCGCGAUCGUGAGAGGUCCCAGGCUCGGAAGCCCCAGGCGAAGGGAAGAAACGAUGGCCUGACUCCCGAGCAGCGCCGUGAAAGGGAUAAGAAAGCGCUGGAGGAGAAGGCGGCGAAGAAGGCGGCGCAGGAUGCUGCUGGCGCAGCGGCGGCGGACUCGAAAAAUAAAGGCAAUGCUAAGAAGUAGUGGAGGGAGGCGGUCUGGCAGAUGUAAUCCCUGGAGACAUCUUUAGAUGUGGUGCUACACUAUUGCGCAGGGCUAUUACUUGUUUAACCAACAUGUUUCAGAACUUGAUAAGUUGUGCCAUGUUUACAGUCAGAUGUGACCUUGGAGUCCGACUAGCCUCAGUCUCAAGUACUGUGAGCCAUUUGCUGACUAUCCUUGAAUAGGUCCUCUUCUUUGCUUGUUACCAGCCCAGCUUUGCUUAGGUUGAUUUAUUUGGAUACAUAUCUAAAGGCUGGCAUUUGUAGUUUUUAAUUCUUAAAUGAUAUCCAUACAAACUACCUUAGCUUAUUUCAUGAUGUAUUAUUCAUUGUAAUUGUUAAAUGAAUAAGUACUUUACCUUUUGACAUCAGGUGUUCAUGUUGAAGUUGGAGUGCAUUACGGAAAUAAAUGUAUUGAUAUUUAGGUUUAGUUAUGUAUGCUACUUGUUUGUUUGUGUGCAAAUUUGCAGAGCUUGUUUAGUUUUAAAGCAAUAGGGCAUGAGAUUUUUAACUACAUGGCUUCAUAGCAAUUUUUUUUGUAUUUCAUCUGUCAAACUAAGUUUCUUUAACUACUACUGACAAUUGGAUAGCGUAUUUAUUGACUUAUAACCCUUUGUAUAGAACGUACAUAAGCAUGUGGCUGCUUUUGGUUUCAUGACACCUUUGAUUUGACUCUAGGCCUACAGAUCGGAGUCAUUCUGAGUUGUUACAGUAUGUAGACGUUCAGUGCAGAAACCAUUCCAGAAUUUCUGCAACUUGCUAAUUUCAACGUCGCAGCAAAUGAUUCAAAUUCGGUCAGGAGCUCCAUUUUUGAAAGUAGAACCCAAUGCUAAUCCCUUCUCCGAGCAGUCUUUUUGUAGAUUAUAUUGACGUGUUUUGCCCAUUCUAAUCUUUUUGUUGGUGUGUAGUUGUCUCUCCCACGUCUGAUUUGAAGGAUGAAUAAACUCUGGUCUGUUUUUAUUCUGGUCUGUUUGCUAGGGGGCUCCUAUGGGAACCAUGUCUUUUUUUGUUGUUUUGUUUUAUUUUGUUUUGCUUUUUUCGUUUCUUUGGCAAAUACUGAAUACCGCCAAAUACUGAAUAUACAUCCGGUUUCC
This is a messenger RNA of Elaeis guineensis (African oil palm), 1521 nucleotides long. Lineage: Eukaryota; Viridiplantae; Streptophyta; Magnoliopsida; Arecales; Arecaceae. The record is from RefSeq and is a predicted model, not a curated record.